This is a messenger RNA of Orbilia oligospora ATCC 24927, 1032 nucleotides long. RefSeq lists its product as uncharacterized. The record is from RefSeq and is a predicted model, not a curated record. The coding region runs from base 1 to 1032 and encodes 343 amino acids. The transcript is spliced from 6 exons. Gene Ontology annotation, molecular function: hydrolase activity. NCBI's taxonomy places the organism in Eukaryota, Fungi, Ascomycota, Orbiliomycetes, Orbiliales, Orbiliaceae.
AUGCCAACUCCAAAUCGUUCAGUUCAGCCCAUUCAUCCUACGGAUGAUAAUAGAGUCAAGCAUGCAUACGCGGAUGUUAAUGGACACAAGCUUCAUUAUGUGAUCGGAGAGCCAAAGUCUGGUAAUCCACGAGGAACAGUACUUUGUAUUCAUGGAUUCCCUGAUAUGUGGUACACAUGGAGAUAUCAAAUCCCGAUUCUAUUGGACCUAAAUCUCCGUGUCAUAGCUCCAGACUGUCUGGGCUACGGUGGAAGCUCAGCCCCCAAACAUCCGGAAACCAUCUACAGUCUUAAAUCCAACGCCGAUACCCUAGCCGCCCUCUUAUCCCACCUAAACAUCCAAUCCACCAUCCUCCUCGCCCACGACUGGGGUUCCAUGAUCGCCUGGCGUUUCUACAACUUCCACCCAAAUCUAGUCACCCACAUAAUCUCCCUCUGCGUCCCCUACGACCCACCUCAUCCGAACUCACCAUACCUCGAUCUGGAAAAAGUCGUAAAAAGGCUUCCGAAUUUCACAUACCAAAUCGCAUUAGCAGAUCCGCAAACGCUAGAAGAUAUGCAAGGUAAAGACCCCAUUCGAAGGUUUUUGAAAGCGAUGUAUAGAGGUGUUGGUGAUGGGAAAGGGUCGAAAGGUGGGAAUAUUAAUGUCCGGAAGGAUAUUUUGAAGAGUGUGGGUGAUAUGCCGCGUGGGUGGAUUAUUGGUGAGGAGGAGUUGGAGUGGUAUGUUGAACGGUUUUUUGAGACGGGGAUGCAUGGUCCUUUGGCGUAUUAUAAGAAUAGAAGGAAGAAUUGGGAGGAUGAGCAGAUGCUACAAGACCCUAUUGUUAGAGUCCCGGUGCUGUUUAUUGGUGCGACGAGGGAUACAGCAUUACCGCCGUCGAUGGCUUUGGGACAAAAGAAGUUUAUAACGGAUUUAACAUCGAAGCAGGUGGAGGCAAGCCAUUGGAUGGUCUGGGAACAGACUGAUGAGGUUAAUUCCAUUCUGAAGGACUGGAUUGGAAAUGUAGUUUUUGCAUCCAAAGCAAAGCUAUGA